AUGGAUCCACUGUGCACAGCCUCCUCAGGCCCUCGGAAGAAGAGACCCAGGCAGGUGGGUGCCUCGAUGGCCUCCCCUCCUCAUGACAUCAAGUUUCAAAAUUUGGUCCUCUUCAUUUUGGAGAAGAAAAUGGGAACCACCCGCAGAAACUUCCUCAUGGAGCUGGCUCGAAGGAAAGGAUUCAGGGUUGAAAAUGAGCUCAGUGAUUCUGUCACCCACAUUGUAGCAGAAAACAACUCUGGUUCAGAGGUUCUCGAGUGGCUUCAGGUACAGAACAGAAGAGCCAGCUCACAGCUAGAACUCCUUGAUGUCUCCUGGCUGAUCGAAAGUAUGGGAGCAGGAAAACCAGUGGAGAUUACAGGAAAACACCAGCUUGUUGUGAGAACAGACUAUUCAGCUACCCCAAACCCAGGCUUCCAGAAGAUCUCCCAGUACGCGUGUCAGAGAAAAACCACUUUAAACAACCAUAACCACAUAUUCACGGAUGCCUUUGAGAUACUGGCUGAAAAUUCUGAGUUUAAAGAAAAUGAAGUCUCUUAUGUGACAUUUAUGAGAGCAGCUUCUGUGCUUAAAUCUCUGCCAUUCACAAUCAUCAGUAUGAGGGACACAGAAGGAAUUCCCUGCCUGGGGGACAAGGUGAAGUGCAUCAUAGAGGAGAUUAUUGAAGAUGGAGAAAGUUCUGAAGUUAAAGCUGUGUUAAAUGAUGAACGAUAUCAGUCCUUCAAACUCUUUACUUCUGUUUUUGGAGUGGGACUGAAGACAUCUGAGAAAUGGUUCAGGAUGGGGUUCAGAUCUUUGAAUAAAAUAAUGUCGGACAAAACCCUGAAAUUCACAAAAAUGCAGAAAGCAGGAUUUCUCUAUUAUGAAGACCUUGUCAGCUGCGUGACCAGGGCUGAAGCAGAGGCGGUUGGCGUGCUGGUUAAAGAGGCUGUGUGGGCAUUUCUGCCAGAUGCCUUCGUCACCAUGACGGGAGGAUUCCGCAGGGGUAAGAAGAUUGGGCACGAUGUAGAUUUCUUAAUUACCAGCCCAGGAUCAGCAGAGGAUGAAGAGCAACUUUUGCCUAAAGUGAUAAACUUAUGGGAAAAAAAGGGAUUACUUUUAUAUUAUGAUCUUGUGGAGUCGACAUUUGAAAAGUUCAAGUUGCCAAGCAGGCAGGUGGAUACUUUAGAUCAUUUUCAAAAAUGCUUUCUGAUUUUAAAAUUGCACCAUCAGAGAGUAGACAGUGGUAAGUCCAACCAGCAGGAAGGAAAGACCUGGAAGGCCAUCCGUGUGGACCUGGUUAUGUGCCCCUACGAAAACCAUGCCUUUGCCCUGCUAGGCUGGACUGGCUCCCGGCAGUUUGAGAGAGACAUCCGGCGCUAUGCCACACACGAGCGGAAGAUGAUGCUGGAUAACCACGCUUUAUAUGACAAGACCAAGAGGAUGUUUCUCAAAGCGGAAAGCGAAGAAGAAAUCUUUGCACAUCUGGGAUUGGACUACAUGGAACCAUGGGAAAGAAACGCUUAG
This is a messenger RNA of Budorcas taxicolor (takin), 1506 nucleotides long. It is a transcript of the gene DNTT, whose product is annotated as DNA nucleotidylexotransferase. The record is from RefSeq and is a predicted model, not a curated record. Gene Ontology annotation, biological process: double-strand break repair via nonhomologous end joining. The transcript has 11 exons. Gene Ontology annotation, molecular function: DNA binding; DNA nucleotidylexotransferase activity; DNA-directed DNA polymerase activity. The coding region runs from base 1 to 1506 and encodes 501 amino acids. Gene Ontology annotation, cellular component: nucleus. Lineage: Eukaryota; Metazoa; Chordata; Mammalia; Artiodactyla; Bovidae.